CUUACUUUUUCUCAACAUAACCCAACUUUAAAUUAAAAAUUUUUAUUUAUUGAAAAUGUUUAGAAAAUGUUUUAAUAAGUUAUCAACAAAGAUAAUUCGUAAUUUUCAUGCUAAACCAAAGCGAUUUGAAAGAGAUUUUCCACCUGCAAAAAAUAUUUUAGCCGAAACAAUAAAUGGAAAUAAAAUAAACAAAACGUCCGAUUGGAAAAUAAUAAGGAAUCAAUUAUUAGAAAAUAAAAUUGUGUAUAAUGAGAAAAGUAUAGAUUCUAUUCUAUUGAAUCAUUGCAUUGCAACCAAAAAAUAUGAUUAUGCUAAAAAAUAUAUUGAGUUUUUGCAUGAAGAAAAUAUCAAAAUGAAUUUGGGAAGUCUUGGAAAGUAUUUAAAGAUGUACUAUUCAAUGUAUUAUGAUGGAUUGAUGCAUGAAAAGGAUGAAGAAAAAAUUCUACAAAUCUAUGAAGAUAUUUUGAAAGAAUACCCAGUUUUAGAUUCAAUCACCUUGGAGAAUUUGAUUUGUGCUCUAAGUGUAACAACAUCAUGGAAAAAAUCGAAAGAUUUACUAACACAAUGCAAAUUAACAACAAUCCCAACAAACAAUUCUUAUAAUUCUCUUACAACGUCAGCGUUUCGCAAUGAAGAUCCAGAGUUAGGUUGGGAGUUAUUUAACGAAAUGAUCAUCAAUAAUCGGUCACCUCAAAAUAUAACUUACGAAUCGAUUUUAAACGAAUUAAAAAUAAACGCAUCUCAAUCGAUUUUUAUUGCAAAACUUGAAAAAUUUUUCGAAGUACUAGAUAAUCAUGAUUUGCAAUUUGACAAAGAAAUAGCUGCUUUAUUAUUUAAUAUCUUAAAACAAUCAAAAGUUAAAGGAAUAGUUAGUAAAAUAACUUAUCAAGGAAUUUGUGUAAAAUGUAAAAUAAAAUUAGAUGAAACCAAAUUAACAAACAAUGAAUUUAACGAUUUAAAAGUGGCGUUUUUAAACGAAGUAGUUGUUGGUAAAAACGUUUUUUGUAAAACCACCCCAGAAGAAUUAGAUCGAUUUAAAUCUUUCAUCAAAAAUAUGGGGCAAUUUGAUGUUGUUAUUGAUGGAUUAAACACUCAAUAUUCCCAAGGAGUUGCGCAAAGUCCACAAGUUACAGCAGCUUUGUUAAGUGAAGUUGUUAAUCAUUUUAAAAAACAAGGCAAAGAAAUAUUAUUACUUGGAAGAAACCACAUGGAAAGACUACCAACAAAAAAUUGGAGUUUCAUAAAACGAAAUUGCAUGAUUUUUUUAACUCAAGAUAUUUCACAAGAUGAUCCUUUUAUUCUUUAUUGCGCUUUACACAGUGGAAAUGAUACGAAAAUUGUUACCAGGGAUUUAAUGAGAAGUCAUUUAUUUCUGUUAAAAGAUAAACGAUUAAAGAAAUUGUUUAAGAGGUGGUUAAUUCAAAAUAGGCUUCAUUUAAUCACUGCAAAACCGGGGACUGUUAUAUUUAAGCAACCUUUAAAAUAUAUGAUAACACCACAAAAGAAUGAGAAUACAUGGCAUGUUCCAUACAUUGAAGAAAUCAAAGAAAACCCAAAAUCAAUAAAAUAUGAAUGGUUGUGUAUCGAUUUGAAUAAAUUUAAUUAAUAAAAUUAUUUUUAGAUAAA
This is a messenger RNA of Onthophagus taurus, 1626 nucleotides long. It is a transcript of the gene mldr, whose product is annotated as mitochondrial ribonuclease P catalytic subunit. Gene Ontology annotation, molecular function: protein binding; ribonuclease P activity. Gene Ontology annotation, biological process: tRNA 5'-leader removal; mitochondrial tRNA 5'-end processing. Gene Ontology annotation, cellular component: mitochondrial ribonuclease P complex; mitochondrion. NCBI's taxonomy places the organism in Eukaryota, Metazoa, Arthropoda, Insecta, Coleoptera, Scarabaeidae. The record is from RefSeq and is a predicted model, not a curated record.